AUGGGUGACAAGGACGAGGAUCUCCACAGCGAACUGGACAAGAUGGAGGCAUUGCUUAGCUACUGGUCUGCGGUGACGAACGAUGACCGUAAGCUCAGCAAGUUCGAUCUUGGCUGCCUGGAGAGUAUGAUAUUCUCUUGGUCCAUCGAGGAUAUCUUCAACAGGGACCUCCUCAGGCAGAAGUGCCUCCGUAUGGAAGUAAAUGAUACUAAUCAUGAGGAACAUUGGAACAAAUGGAGCAGCACCGGCAUUGUUGAUCUCGUGUGGCAGUAUAAGCCAAGGGUUGUUGAAGAUGGAAGCUUAUCCUCCUCUCAUAGACCAAUUGAUGGCCUUGGCCUUGAGAAAUUCAACCUCAAUGAUUCACAGUUGGAUGCAGUAGCAGAUUGUGUCUCAGCAGUGGAUAAUGGCUCGCUUGUUGGGGAGUCAGAUGGCAACAUAUGCUUCCUGAAUGACAUUAUCCUUUUUGGUAACAAAGAGAAGAUGAAAAUUGAUAAUUUUCAUGAUCUUUCCAGUGUAUUCCUUGACUCUCGUGCUGAGUGGUUGUUGCCAUGUUUCAUGCCUAGAACAGGCUGGAGGCAUUGCUUGUGCUCACUGAUAGAUCUUCUCGAGAAUUCUGUGAGCAAGUACAGAUCUCACAUUGAAGAUAUUCUUGAAAAAAUGGCCAGAGAAAACGAGAGCCCUAAGCAGGAUAGUGAGAAACCUUGUUGUGUUUUGGCAUCAGAGCCUCCUGCAGCAGAGCAAGAAAAGAAUCCACGUUAUCCUUUACAUUCCAGUCUCAAGUCCAAAGAUCAUCUUACUGUACCUCUCCCGGUGUUCCGGAAGCCAGUACAGAACAUGCCUGAAGAAGGGGAAAAAGAAUACCACAAGGGGGGAUGGUGUGAUUCUGAAGCACUGAAGGAAGCACUCCGAGUACUGCCUUUCAAAGGUUAUUUGAAAGAUAGUUUCAACAAACUCUCGGGGGAUUUGUGCGAUUGCAUUGAGACACUGUACCAUGAUCAUCCAAGAAAUUCAGAAACAAGACGCAGUUUUCAGUGUAUGCUAGAAGUGGUUGAGUUGAUCAAAAUUCUUCCUGCUUUAAUAAACUGUGACAAGGAUAAUAGUGAUAUAUGGUCUGAUGAACUUCUUGAGAGAAAGAUACAAGAUGGUGGUGACCCUACUUUGUGGCGUGAGGAGCUCACCUGUGUGCAGACUAACACAUGCAAUAAAUCUAAGUUCAGGUUGGCCAGAUCCCUGUGUGUGCAAGAACUAAGAUAUCUUGUUGAUAACCUGGACCUUCCAAAUUGUUACAGCAUAAAAGAAAUUCAAUUCUACCUGUUGCAAAGAGUGAAAUGCAUUCUCUGUACAGUUUCCAGCUCAUUCAGGUUGUACAAUGUGCCCAUGGACAAUUCUCCUUCAGAUAUAUGCUGGUUGGUCAAGAAGUCUGAAAAGUUGACUCUUGACUUGCUGAUUGUCGAUGAGGCUGCACAGCUUAAAGAGUGUGAAACCUUAAUUCCUUUGCAGCUGCCAGGCAUAAGGCAGGCUGUUUUUAUCGGAGACGAAUAUCAGUUACCUGCUCUGGUGAAAAGCAAAAUAUCUGACAAUGCUAAAUUUGGGCGAAGUGUUUUUGAGAGGUUAAGUAUGCUGGGUUAUUGUAAGCACCUUCUCAAUGUGCAAUACAGGAUGCAUCCAAAAAUAAGCAAGUUUCCAGUUGUUACAUUUUAUGAUGGCAAGAUAUCUGAUGGUCCCAAUGUCACUACUAAGAGCUAUGAGAAGAGGUUUUUAGCAAGCAAAAUCUUUGGGUCAUACUCAUUCAUAAAUGUAGAUGGAGGACAUGAAACAACUGAGAAGCACGGGCAUGGCUGGAAAAACACAAUUGAAGCUGCUGCAGUUUCGAGGAUAGUGCAGAGGUUGUUCAAAGAGUCAUUCUCUACAGGAAUCAAAAUCUCCGUUGGUGUUGUGUCCCCAUAUAAUGGUCAAGUUAGAGAAAUCUCUGAGAAACUUGGGAAAUCCUACGAUAGGUACGACGGUUUCUCGGUGAAAGUGAAAUCUGUGGAUGGUUUCCAAGGUGCGGAGGAAGAUAUCAUUAUCAUAUCAACAGUGAGGAGCAAUAAAGCUGGUUCUGUUGGAUUUCUCACAAACAUGCAGCGGACCAAUGUGGCUCUCACGAGAGCUAAGCACUGUUUAUGGAUAGUAGGAAAUGGGACGACUUUAUCCAACAGCAAGUCUGUUUGGCAGAAGAUAGUCAAAGAUGCGCAAGACCGGGAUUGCUAUUUUGAUGCCGAUGAGGACAAAGAUUUGUCAAAUGCAGUAUUCAAGGCUGUCAUCGAGCUCGACGAUGCUGAUAAUCUAGUGGAAAAAAUGGACUCGCUUGAUAUAGGCAAGCCAAGGUCUCAGAAAUCAAGGUCCAAAUACCGUUCAUGA
Messenger RNA from Triticum urartu, 2400 nucleotides. Lineage: Eukaryota; Viridiplantae; Streptophyta; Magnoliopsida; Poales; Poaceae. The record is from RefSeq and is a predicted model, not a curated record.